Molecule: messenger RNA, 1524 nt
Organism: Didymodactylos carnosus
Lineage: Eukaryota; Metazoa; Rotifera; Eurotatoria; Philodinida; Philodinidae
Source: the annotation of a GenBank genome assembly
AUGACUCUCUCGUCCAAUUUCUCACCCGAUCAAAAGGAAGAUGAUGAUGAUAACAAUAAGAAUGUAUUUUCAUAUAGUCGAGUCACUUUCGUCGGUGAUGAGUCACACAUUAAUGAUAUUGAGCUAAAUAAAAAAAAUUUCUGUCAUCACGCUAACAAUAUUUGUUUAUCGAACAGUGCAGAAGAAGCAUGCAUUCAUCUGCCAUCAUCUCCGGAUGAAGAUAACGUAGAAAAGUAUAAGAUGAAUAAUAAGUCAGAUAAUAGAAUGAUGUUUGUAUCAGACAAUAUAAUAUUAGAUACACCGAGACCAUCGAAUUACAUUGAAACAUCAUUAGCUGAAUUACAUGAGAACACCAUGCAUCGAAAAAUAUUAUCAUCAUAUAGCAUUAAAGAUAAUCAUUGUCAUCCGAUUGUAAACGAUACCAUUAAAUAUCAACAGCAACAAAAUGAUGACACUUUACUAACGCAUGUGAAUAGUAGAUACUCUAAUUUAAUUAUUAAGAGUCACUCUGCAGACCAAUUACAGUCUGAUUCAUCAUUGUCGUCUGAUGAUAAUCUGAUAGAAAGAAAUAGUAUAUACAGAUACAAUAAACCUCGUAAACGACACACAACAAAUUCUCGUAGGAAAAAUAAAUUAAUAAAUUUAAAAAUGCAUGAUUAUCCACAAUCAACAAGUGAUGAUGAAAGUUAUUGUCAAAACAAACGUCGAAAUAACAAACAACAUUUAUCAGAAAUGGAUUUUGGUGAAUUUAUGCUAGAAUAUCAGAAUAAUGGAAUAAAAAAAUCAUUUGAAAUUCCCCAAGCCAAUCGUAGUGGUACUAAAUCUUUAUCAAAUAGUAGGAAACAAGAAUGUUAUGUGACACCGACCAAACAAGGACAAUUUUUGUUGAUAAAUCAUCCAACUACUAACUCAAAUGAUGAGCGAGAAAAUGAUCAACAAUAUCCAGCUAUUGUUCAGAAUCAAACAUCUCUCAAAAGUUGUAUAAGAGACGAUAUUGUGGGUAUGUCUUCGAUAAAAAAGUUACAAGCAUGUUUUAUUCCAAAGCCACAACCCGAAUUAGAAAAGAAACCAACACUACAGUCGUUAAAAUCAGCUCAAAUUCAAGGUUUAAAUAACAAUAAGUUUGUGAAUAAUAACAACAUGUCAACGACAAUGCCAACGACAAUGUCAUCUGCUAAUCUCAUGUCAUCAAACUUAAACAAAGAUAUAGUACUUGAUACUCUUGAUAUUCUUCAGCCAAUUAAUGACCUCUCUUCCUCUUCUUCUUCAUCUUCACCGUUACAAACAUUAUUUGAUAUUGCUCGUAUAAAAACUAUUGAUCGUUUAUCAAAAAUCGAUUCUAUACGAACGUACAUCGAACAACAAUUAGGUGUAACAGCUUUUCUUACCCUAUAUAAAUUAUUAAAAUCACAACAUCCAAUUGAUAUGAAACAAAAACCAUUUUGCCAUUAUAUUUCAUAUAUUCCACAUUUAUGUGCAUUGAUCGUAUUAGAAAGUGAACAAAUAAGAAAAAAAUUAAAAUAA